This is a messenger RNA of Periconia digitata, 1053 nucleotides long. NCBI's taxonomy places the organism in Eukaryota, Fungi, Ascomycota, Dothideomycetes, Pleosporales, Periconiaceae. The record is from the annotation of a GenBank genome assembly.
AUGGCUUUGCGGGAACUGCCAUUCCGCACUGCCUCCACCCUUCUCAGGGAUGCGCGGCCUGCCAUCUGCGCUGCUCCACCUGCAUCCUGCCGCUAUGCCUCGACCGAAGCUGUCAAGCAAGUCGAGGACAACUCCUCCUUUUCCAUCCCUCCGCCCUCCGAACAACUUGCCAAAACAUUCGAUCCCAUUGCGCGCAGCAGGUUGCGGAGACGAGGCGGAAAGCAGCUCCCACCAAGCAGGUAUCAAUUCCGCCCUCCCAAGUACUACCGCGGUCCCCUCCACCCGCAUCAGCCUCCCCCGGUGUCGGACCCUGCUUCACGACUGUUCGUGCCCGGCCCCUUCAGCCUGCCCCGCUUGGAACAAACCUACCAAAGCACCAUUGCUUCGGACCUCCUCACCCUUACCUACCAACACUAUCCGCCAGGAUACCGUGCCCCCAAGGUUACUCAGAGAUUGCGCGAAUGGCAGGGCGACCACCCAUACUUCAAGAAUCGUCCCUUGCGCCCACCCCGCGGAAAAGGUGAUGUCCUUCGCCUCCUGACCCCCCCGCGAACCUUCCGGAACAUACCCAAAAUCACAAAGGUCACCCUUCACUCCAUGGUGCCCUUGGCUCAGUCCAACAGUGCUUAUCUGCAUAUCGCUGGUAUGGCUUUGCAGGCAAUCAGCAACGUCCGCAUAACCCCUCACAAGGCCCGCCAUAGUGUAGUGCAGUGGGAAGUGCGCGAGGGAAGAUUUGUGUCGGCCACCUCGACAAUGGAGCGCGAAGAUGCCCAGCACUUCUUAUCCAAGCUGAUUGAUGUCGUUCUACCCAGAAUCAAGGAAUGGAAGGGUGUGCCUGGGUCCACGGGUGACGGUAGUGGUAAUAUGAGUUUCGGUAUGACUCCGGACCAGGUAGCUUUGUUCCCUGAGAUCGAGGUCAAUUACGAUGCAUACCCCCCAAAAAUGAUCCCUGGUUGCUACAUCACCAUACACACUGACGCCACCAAUGACAAAGAUGCUCGUCUGCUUCUCCAGGCAAUCGGCCUACCGUUCUACGGAAAGUUAAAAGGUUGA